Artibeus jamaicensis (Jamaican fruit-eating bat) is the source of this 546-nucleotide messenger RNA. RefSeq names its product ferritin heavy chain-like. Lineage: Eukaryota; Metazoa; Chordata; Mammalia; Chiroptera; Phyllostomidae. Gene Ontology annotation, cellular component: cytoplasm. The record is from RefSeq and is a predicted model, not a curated record. Gene Ontology annotation, molecular function: ferrous iron binding; ferric iron binding. Gene Ontology annotation, biological process: iron ion transport; intracellular iron ion homeostasis. Bases 1 to 546 code for a protein of 181 amino acids. The transcript has a single exon.
AUGGCGACCGCAUUGCCGCCCUGCCAUGUGGGUCAGAAUUGCCACCCUGAGUGUGAGGCCGCCAUCAACAGCCAGGUCAACUUGGAGCUGUACACCUCCUACGUGUACGUGUCCAUGGCCUGCUACUUCGACCUUGGAGACGCGGCCUUGAAGCACUUCAAGCUGUUCUUCCUUCAGCAGUCGAAGAAGGAGGUGGACCUCGCGGAAUCUCUGUUGGGGCUGCAAAACCGGCAUGCCGGCAACCUCUGCCUGCCCAAUAUCCCCAGGCCUAAAGAAGAGAACUGGGAGAAUGGCCUGAGGGUCAUGGAGUGCGCCUUGCACCUGGCGAAGAGAGUGCACCAGAGCCUGCUGAAUCUGCACCAGGUGGUCACCGAGAAGCACGGCCAGGGCUGUCACUUCCUGGAGCGUGACUACCUGCGUGACCAAGCGAUGUUCAUCCAAGAGUUGGGGGAGCACAUCACCAACCUGCGCAAGCUGGCGGCCCCGGAAGAUAGCCUGGCAGAGUCCCUCUUUGACAAGCUCACGCUGAAGGACAGCAAGAAGUGA